Pygocentrus nattereri (red-bellied piranha) is the source of this 7469-nucleotide messenger RNA. RefSeq lists its product as uncharacterized. Gene Ontology annotation, molecular function: protein binding. The transcript is spliced from 10 exons. The record is from RefSeq and is a predicted model, not a curated record. Bases 357 to 6773 code for a protein of 2138 amino acids. NCBI's taxonomy places the organism in Eukaryota, Metazoa, Chordata, Actinopteri, Characiformes, Serrasalmidae.
GUGAAGUUAAAGCUCCGCUGUCUGGUUGCUAAGCUAACUAAGCUAAGCUAAGCUAAGGCAAGAAACACAAUAUUCCAGAGCGGCGCUGCCACUAAAAUGCCUUGCGUGACAAGAGCAGAGGCUUCUGGUCAGUAAGGAAUGGGGGCACUUUGCUGCGGGCCCUGCAGUUGUGGAUGGACACAAUGGGCUCCGGGUGAGUAGCGGCGAGCAGCAGCAGCAGCGCCCUGCCGGGUCAGAGCCCCUCAGCCCGGGGAGAGACAGAGCACAGAGACGCUGCACAGGAGCGACGAUGGCUUCAUCUGGCUUCAGAUGACGUUUUGACUCUGCACUGAUGAGCGGGACUGAUCUAGAGGAACAUGAAGGUGUGUCCCGACACAAGCGAGAAUGACCCAAGCUGCCCUCCGGAAGCACUGAAUCACACCGCACAGGGCCGCAAAGACAUGGCAGGCAUCAGUGACGACUACAAGCAUUUGUUUUUCCACAGUCACCUCCAGAACGAGCUGCCUUCUUUUUGUAGGAGUGCGUCGCAGUCUGGAUCGAAAUGUCGAGGAACUGAAUGUAUGCAGGUUUCAGAUGGGCUGUGCAACGGUUCUUCUGAGAAUGUGGUUUCAAACUGUGGCAUGAUGGAAAUCGAGGACAGCCGGUCUUCGCCCUAUGCCUGUUCGUUCAACACGGUCGAUGAUGACGACGGCGACGAUGAUGAUGACGAAGACCUUACGCCGGAGGUGCAGCAGGCCUACAGGAUCUUUCACAGUUUCCUCACGGACAAACACAAAGUUCUAACUGCGCCGUUCUGGUGUCCGAUUGGCCCUGGAGAGCGAGGAGGGAAUGCUGUGAGCUUCAAUAGGAUAGACGGCAAAUUUGUCAACCGGGAGUAUGAAAGUAUUACUGAGUUUGUGGCCGAUUUUCGGCUCAUGCUGGAGAACUGCUACAGGUUCCAUGGCGUCGAUCACUGGAUCUCCAAACAGGCUCAAAAACUGGAGAUCAUUCUGGAGCAGAAGCUGACGCUACUGUCAAGGACCCUGAGAGAAAAGACGACCUUGGCAGUGACCUCUGGGGGGCGCUUCGGCACUGAAGACGAGAAAGGUCCAGCUGGCACCUCGACAAGGCGGCGGUCUGUGCCACGGAACCUGGCAGCCAUUACAGUGGGUGGCUGCGAGUCCAUCAUGGUGCAGGCCCUCCGACUGGAGGAACAGCAGAGAGCUAAAGAGGAGAAAAGGCAGCGAGAGCUUGAGAAGAAAGAGGCAGAGGAAGCGUCAGCCAAAGAGGUGGAGGAGUGGGAACAGUGCCUCCUCUCCCUGGCAGAGCCGUGGCCUAUCAGCACAAUGUGGGAGCUUCCUGCCAUUGGUCAUUUUCUGUGCCUAGCCCAGACAACUCUUAACCUUCCUGAAAUAGUUUUCUUCGAGCUGGAGCGCUGUCUGCUCAUGCCCCGCUGUAGCUCUUUCCUGGCAAAGGUCAUGACCUCCCUGUUGUGCCAGCCCCAUCGCAGGGCGACACUCCAUAGGCGUCCCUCCCUGCCCUACCGCCGCUGGGAGGCGGAGCUCAGGCAAAAGGUCCUGGGCUGGUACAAGGAGGUGGGCCAGGCUGAAGACCAGGUAGCCCGUGCAGAACAGCUAGGACUUUGCCACCAAUUUUUCUGGACUUUGGGCGAGACAAGUCCUUUGGACAGUACGGCCUUUCACCUCCUGCCCUUCAACCAGCGUGUUUGGUUGCUCAAAGGUCUUUGCGAUAACGUAUACGAAACACAGAAAGAUGUACAGAACGCUGUCCUUGGGCAGCCCAUUCACGAGUGCCGAGAGUCCAUCCUGGGCUACGAUAGCCAAGAGAACGCCUACAUACACUUCCCACAUUUCUGUGGUGCGGAUUUGCGGAUUUAUCGGCAGAGUCCAUGUGCGGCGCUGAGCUUCCCAUUACCACCGUUCCAUGUUAAGAAACUAGAGUGCGAAGUGGACACCAGGGGCGCCAGUGGCAUCUCUGCUGUGAUGCCGAAUUACCUAGAACAUAUCGGGGUUAAAGAGGAGAACGAGGACUCCACCAGUGGGGAUCUUGAAUUGUGGAUCAAUGAAGAUGAUUCACUUCGAGACAUGGAUGUUAGCUCGGUAGAAAGUGAGCCAGAUCAAAAAGGCCCCAAAAGAUUUCUGUUCCCACAUAAAGAGGAACUGCCAAGUCCUGAAAGCAUCAAGGGAGAACCUUUGAAGGUUAAGUUAAAAGAACAAAAAGACAAAAAUGAGGUGGCAGAAGAAGUUUCUGACUGUGAACCUUGCCUCACAGUGGGGGAAAACUGCUACAAAGGGAAGCUUCCGGCCAACUUUCCGAGCACAGACACUUUACAGCCUUCCUUGCAGUUCAUCGAGAAUGCCACACAAAAAAAUGGACCCCCUCGUCGGGACAAGGGUCCUUGUCCAAAGUGUUCUAUGGACUCUGACGGUAAACGCGAACAUCGUUCAUGCUUUUGCUUCAAAGCUGAGGCCGACAGAACCGGCUCUGUGUUUUCUCGACAAGCGAGCCGCUCAGGGGCUGAGACAGGAAGGAUGCGCUCCAAAAAGAAAAAAAGAAAGAAAAAGAAAGAGAAGUCAAUUGGGGUCAAGGCAGGGACAGGCAAACUGGGGCUGAAAACGUUUCGUCAUGCCAGAGCAGCCAGAGGCACCCUGCACAAAGCUGCCAUUGCCACCAUGAAAAGGAACGAUAAAAGGAAAAAACGGAAGUUAGGACGAAAGUUUGACUCCAAAAAAGCUGGGGAAAAAGAGACCGAGCCUCCACAGCUCCCAUUGGAGCCAACGUUUAAGUUGGUCUGCACCAGCUUAGAUGAGCUGAGGGAUCUCAUCAGCAAAACGGAGGAUGAGCUGGACGAGUUGGAGAGCUCCAAAAAGAGAUGUGGAAGAUGGUACUUAAAGAGAGAAUCGGUGAAAGAGCUUCACAUUACUCUUAUAAGACUGCUGAAUGAGCUGUUACCAUGGGAACCCAAAUUGCUCAAGGCUUUCCAAAGGAACAGAGGCAGGCUGAAAAAGGAGAGUGAUGAUUUUAAAAAGCAUCCUGAAUAUGAAAACUUUGUCAGAGAGGAGUGCAUGGCAGUUGAAGGAGAUGGAGGUGCAUGUAAAAAAGGCUCUUCUGCAGAGACUAGCAGAGAAGAUGAAGAUGAAGACAGAAUCGAAAGAACUUUGAAGGGAGACUCUGGGGUGACAGAAUGUGAAAAUCAGCAUGGGACUGAGUCAUUAGGAUGCCUAAUUCGUGGACAAGAAAUUUUUACAUCUUUGAGUGAGUCUGGACCUUUGACUCAAGGAUUAAAGCAUCGCCAAAAUUGUGACCUAGAUGAGGGUUUCAGUCCUAGCAAAAGAGGGAAGUUUGUUGAUGAUUAUGUGAUUUCUGAACCUCAAUUUGAGGUUGCAUGCCAUAAUUCAAGCAGAGCAAACCCUCUAACCACAGAAAGAGCACCAGCGAUCACUGCACCUGUGGGUACUUUUCAGAGGCACUGUAAGCCAAUCCAGGCAUUACUGGCCAAGAGUGUUGGAAACAAAGUGACCUUAAUGAGUCAUCCACAGGCUACUGCAAUGGCUCAGGCUCUGGGACUGCCAAAUAAGAUAGAAACUUUAGCUGUAUCGCCAACCAAACCCACAACAAGCUGUCCGUUGACGCCACUGACGGCACCAGUCACCACACAGACACAGAUGCCCAUUACGUCAUCUGCACCAGUGCAGGUUGUAUGUAACGUGUCGGACGGUUUGAGUUUGGUUAGAAAAGAUUGCACCCCACUCAAGUUUUCCAUGCAGCCAGUUAUGGACCAGAAAACAGAGGAGAAGUUAAUGCAGCAGAUUAUUAUUCUUCCUUCAAAUUUGCUCAUUCAAAACGAGGAAACAAGAACUCAGCAGCCAUCCAUCACUUCUACAACGGUUUUAUCCAAUACUAUUGGGUUCACUGUGCCUGAAAACAAGAUUCCUGUCCAGCAAGUGGCUCCGUUAAAAGAUACUAGCAUUGUGAAAACACCUUCACCUUCUGUUUCACCCAGCUUGCUGAAGUUAACAUCCUGCCGAGCUUCGCCAAGCCCUAAAAAGACUACUGAACCUCAUUCAAUGCUAAAUAGAUCCCCUACCCCUAUUUUAUCAUCUGCGCAUCCCAACAAAUGUGAUGGUAAGCAGGAGUUGAAGACCAUGUGCAUCCGAGACUCACAGUCCAUCCUUGUCACAACGAGAGGAGGAAAUACAGGAGUGGUGAAGGUUCAGACGUCAGAACAGAGUGGAGCAGGUUCUUUACCAUCCAGCCCUGUUUUCACCAUGCCUCCCCAGUUUCAAGCUUUCCUCGUCUCGAAGACGUCCGCAAUGGCAACAUCCACUGCUCAAGCACAAAUUGCAACUACCACUGCCAAAUUAUUGCCUAUUAUCUCUUCUCCGAAUGACAAGGGUAACUCCUUGAAAUCUUCACCACAGUCACCUUUAAAACGUGUUGGUGCAGUGAAUCCAUCUCUGCUGGUGGAAAGUACUUGUGGUGCAGUAACUUUCAGCACUGGCUCACCUAUUCCUGUAACAUCUGUUCUUGACAGUCACGCAAAAACCGCUCAGACAUUAAUCAGCGUUAACUCUCUACUUACAGCACCUUCCCAAAGCAAUGUUUCUUCAACUGUGAAGUCUGUCCAAGGCAUCCCUCAUACUACUACCUUUAACAGUACACUCCAAUCUCCUCUGAAGAGGUGUCAAGCAAGGAGUCUUGGGCCAGAGCAGUCCACUUUCCCAAAAGUUUUCCUGGUCACACCCACAACAAAUAACCCUGCAUCAACAGCGAAUGUCACUACUGCUCCUGCUCCAUCUACUGUUUCCGGGUCAAGGGUCUUGUUUAUGAGUCAGUCUUCCUCUGCCUGCUCUACUGUUACCAUUCCUAAAGGACCUAUAACAUCUGUGUCCAGCACUGCCGCAGCUACUUCAUUACCAGUUGAAGGUAUGAAGGUUAGACCGAACUUUGUCCAUGCCACUGGUAGCACAACUACUGGUACUCUAACUAAAGUCCAGGGUAUCAAUAUUUCAGGGUUAACAGCUAGGAUUGUGGACGAGAAAACAGUCACAAGCAAUAGUCUAGUGCCACUCACUGAUGCUGCCACAAAAGUUGCAUCUGUGACAGUCUCUAGUGUACUUGCAACUUCUUCCAGUGGGCUCAUUUUUGUCCAAAAAAGCAACCCUGCUGCAACUACCUGUCCAUCAAUGAGUAUCAAAGGUCCUGUAAAAGCUACUGGAGCCACAGAUGGCAAAACUGUCACAUUUUCAACUUAUGGCAGUGGGCAUAUGGCUUCCUCUGCACUCCUUUCAGCAGUAGAUCAAAAGAAUAUGUCAUCCACAGUCUCAAUAUCAAACAUUCUGAAUACUAAAUCUGAACAAGUAAUUGGCAGCUUAGCUCCAAACUUGGCCAGUCUUUCAUCAGGAAGCCUCAUUAACAAAGACAGUACUUUGCCAGGAGGUCUGAUGAAUGACAAGCCGUGGGUUACUACAUCCCUUACUACAGCUUCCUCUCCUAUCAAACUUCCGACAUCGGUGCCAAGGGUCUCUCAUCCUCUAACUCUGACUACCACAGCAGCAACACACACAUCAGGCACCACUUCUCCAGCACCUCAACCAGGUUUGACUUCUGUGGUCAGAGCUCCUAUAAAUCCCAUCAGUAGUAACACUGCAGUACAAGAAAAAGUUGUGAUCAAUACCAAUGCACCACUUGCCCCUGGAACCCAACUGCUUAUCAACAACAUGAAAUUUGUGGUACCUGCUCAAGGCCUUGGACCUGGUAGUCAUGUUCUUUUCAUCUCCAGCCCUGCCAUGCGCCCUGCAGGUCCAUUGGGGACAAGUCCUUUGCCUCUUGUCCCAAGGGGGGCAGGUACUUCAAAUCUUCUUUCCCCUACACCAGUUGUUCAAGGUCCAAGAAUGGUAGCACCAGUGAUGCAGUCUCAUCAUACGCCUGUUAGGCUGCCAGUAUGCACCACAUCUGUCCCUUUUCAUCAACCCUUAACCACAGCCAGACCCCCACUGUCCUCUACUGAUUCUACUGCCUUUGCACAAAUAACUCAGCUAGGGAUGGUCAUGUCACCUGGACAACAAAGCUUGACAAAUAUUGUGAGGCUUCCUUCCUCCUCAGCCCCUGAAGGUAAAGGACACUCUGUUGUGCCAUCACAUCGUGAACCCAACUGCCGAAAAAAAGAAGUUGUUGCAGUUGCUGCGCAAUCACAGAGAAGUUCACAGAACAUGGCAACACCAGCUCUUGUACAAACGGGACUUGUAAGUGCACCAUCAAAACCCCAGCUAACGUCAGUCCUAUCACCAGUGAUUUCCCGGACACCCCCAAUGCUUACCAUGCCACCCAUGAGUAGCACAAUAUCAAGGAUGCAUACCCUUCCUGUGGCAACUGUUCCACCAAUUGGGGGUACCAUCAGUAGUUGUCAGGCCACUCCCAUUGCAACAAUACCUCCAUCUGUUAACACAGUUAUAAUGGCAGGUAGAGGUGUGCAACCUGGAAAUAUGAGAAUGCCAGUUGUCAUAACAAACACAUCACAGGUUCAAGGCAAGGCUCCAGUGCAGGUCCCAGGUGCGCACACCAUCCACACCCCCAGUAAACUGUUAUUGAGUCCUGAUGGCGCCAUUUUGAAUGUAGUUAGAUGCCCAGCCCUUCAAAAUGUACCAGUGAUGGCAAAUACAAUGACCGCUCAAGUGGUGGUUCCCACCUGUAGUGGUGUGACUGGACCUGAUAUGAACACACUUGAUUCUCAGAGGAUGUUAACAGUUAAUCCGGAGAGACCUAAUCACUGACAUUUGUCUCAGAUGACUAAAAUGGACAUCCUUUUUACCUUGGUGAUCAAAAAGGACCUUUAAGGACCUUUUGAAGUUGGUUGCUGAAAGGGGUGGGAUGGAUGCCUUUCUUUUUUGCCCCUGAAUUAGAAUGUUUCAUUUUUCUCAGUAAGCACUAUUUUGUAUACUGGGUGUCUUUACAUCACCUAUAGCAGGAAUACAUCAAAUUUGAUUUAAAUAAUAAUUGAAAUGGCCAGUUAUGUAUAUAGUAAACUAUUUUAUGGGCUUUUCAUACUCAAUUAGUAUGCAAAAACUAAAUUUCAGAAAAAGAAUUUGAAUCUUUUGUAGCAAUCUUCCAUUGACAGAGUUGUUACGCAAUGCAUAUUUCACUCUUUAGAGUACUCUACAUGCAGUUUUAGCACAUGUCUACCAAGUCUGUUCAGGUCAUUCUCACCUCUUACAUAUGGUAGUGGAUUUGAGCUUGGUUAGGUUGAUCAGUUUUAGCAAUUGAGUUUUUUGAGACAUUGAAACUAACAUAAUACCAAUUACAGUACUACCAUAUGAUGUUAUAAUUCAGAAGUCCUUUGACUACAGUUUACAUGUUGAGAGUUAGAAUUAUUUAUUAAAUUGCCUAUCUUGGAUUUUUCAAAAAUAUUCUAGUAUUUUGGACCACUUAUAUUGGACAAGAAGGAAAUAAAUGCAGUUCUUUGUUCUUUA